Messenger RNA from Serinus canaria (Common canary), 603 nucleotides. RefSeq names its product proline-rich proteoglycan 2-like. Bases 1 to 603 code for a protein of 200 amino acids. The transcript has a single exon. The record is from RefSeq and is a predicted model, not a curated record. NCBI's taxonomy places the organism in Eukaryota, Metazoa, Chordata, Aves, Passeriformes, Fringillidae.
AUGAAGAGUUUGCUCAGACCCACGCAGUGCAAAGGAAAGGGAAACCCUUCUCCGUCGGGCUGCACCACGAGCAGUAAACCGCUCCAGCGGGACCCAGCAAGCGAACAUCCAACCGAGCCCCAGACGCCGCCGCGGCCCCUCGCCUCGGCCUCCCGCUCCCCGCCGGGCCCCCGCCGCCCGCGGGGCCUUCCCGGCCGCCCCCCACCCGGAGGGCCCCCGGGGCAGGGCCGUUCCUCCGCCGAGCCGGGGCCCAGGGGAGGGGGUGGCCGCCGGCAGUGCAGAGACUCGGGAUGGCAGAGAUGCCAAGCCCCGCCGGGCGGCGCGGGACGCGACGGGGUGCGGUGUCCCCGGGCGGAGCGCCGCGGACCCGCCUGGCGGGCGGUAGAGGCGAGACGAGGCGGGGCAGGGCAGGCAGCAGAGCCGGGCUUACCUGAGGGGCUGGCGGGGCCACUCCGCUCGGCGCGGCAGCGGCGGCGGCCGGGAGUGAGCGCGGAGCCUCCUCCCCUCGGCGCGGCCCCGGACGGCGCUCCCCCGCCCGCCCCCCGGGAGCAGCCGCCUCCCGCCAGCCCCGUCCCCGGCGGCAGGAGCCCAGCUCCGCACUGA